Fundulus heteroclitus (mummichog) is the source of this 4598-nucleotide messenger RNA. RefSeq names its product frizzled-1-like. The coding region runs from base 348 to 2003 and encodes 551 amino acids. The transcript has a single exon. Gene Ontology annotation, molecular function: Wnt-protein binding; Wnt receptor activity. The record is from RefSeq and is a predicted model, not a curated record. Gene Ontology annotation, biological process: non-canonical Wnt signaling pathway; canonical Wnt signaling pathway. Gene Ontology annotation, cellular component: plasma membrane. Lineage: Eukaryota; Metazoa; Chordata; Actinopteri; Cyprinodontiformes; Fundulidae.
AGGCAGAUUGUGUGUGUGUGAGAGAGAGAGAGGGUUUGAUCGGCGUUCUGACUGCGUGUAGCGCAGACGGAAUACUGAGGCGGCCCCUGCGGUGCGAGAAAACCGCUUCAUUCGGCUCCAAAGAGGAUUUUAAAUAAGGGGUUCGGGUUCGCGGCUAAGGAUCGCGGAUCUCUGUUCCAUUUCUAUCCCCUGCUGCGGGAUGAGACGCUGAGGACAGGGACGGGAGCACCGCUGGAAGGAGCCGCGUUGAGCUCGGCAACAAAGAGCGCGCAGGGAGGUUGCUGCUGCUGCCCGCUGAGGACGCGUCAAGUUAUUCCCAACAAGCACAAAGUCGUCCUUUCCUCGCCAUGCCGCUGCGCAGGCUGCUCCGCGCCGCUUUCCCUUUGCUGCCGCUCCUCCUGCCGGCGAUCCUCAGGGCAAACGCUCAGUACGGCGGCGGGGAGCGAGGAAUGUCUAUCCCGGAGCACGGCUUCUGCCAGCCCAUCUCCAUCCCGCUGUGCACGGACAUCGCCUACAACGAGACCAUCAUGCCCAACCUGCUGGGCCACACCAGCCAGGACGACGCGGGCCUGGAGGUGCACCAGUUCUACCCGCUGGUGAAGGUGCAGUGCUCGCCGGACUUAAAGUUCUUCCUCUGCUCCAUGUACGCGCCCGUGUGCACGGUGCUGGAGCAGGCGCUGCCGCCCUGCCGCUCGCUGUGCAACCGCGCGCGGCAGGGCUGCGAGGCGCUCAUGAACAAGUUCGGCUUCCAGUGGCCCGACAGCCUCGCGUGCGAGAAGUUCCCGGUGCACGGCGCCGAGGAGCUGUGCGUGGGCCAGAACAUGACGGAACACGCGGAGCCCGAGAGGCCCGGAGGAGCCCACCCCACCAAGCACCUCCCGCCCGAGACCACGCACGGCCAGUUCCGGUGCCCGGCCUCGCUCACCGUGCCCCCCUACCUGAACUACCGCUUCCUCGGCCAGGAGAACUGCGGCGCGCCGUGCGAGCUGAAGAAGUCCCACGGAAUGAUGUACUUCAGCGAGGAGGAGCUGAAAUUCGCGCGGAUAUGGAUCGGGAUCUGGUCCAUCCUGUGUUGCGCUUCCACGCUGUUCACGGUGCUGACCUACCUGGUGGAUAUGAAGCGCUUCAGCUACCCGGAGCGGCCCAUAGUCUUCCUCUCCGGCUGCUACACCAUGGUGUCCGUCGCCUACAUUGCUGGAUUCCUGCUGGAAGACAAGGUGGUUUGCAACGACCGCUUCGACAACGACAUGAGGACCGUGGUGCAGGGCACCAAGAAGGAGGGCUGCACCAUCCUCUUCAUGAUGCUCUACUUCUUCAGCAUGGCCAGCUCCAUCUGGUGGGUCAUCCUGGCCCUCACCUGGUUCCUGGCCGCGGGGAUGAAGUGGGGCCACGAAGCCAUCGAGGCUAACUCCCAGUACUUCCACCUGGCGGCCUGGGCCGUUCCCGCCAUAAAGACCAUCACCAUCCUGGCGGUGGGUCAGGUGGACGGCGACGUGCUCAGCGGGGUCUGCUUCGUGGGCAUCAACAGCGUGGACGCCCUGCGCGGCUUCGUCCUGGCGCCGCUCUUCGUCUACCUGUUCAUCGGCACCUCCUUCCUCCUGGCCGGGUUCGUGUCCCUCUUCCGCAUCCGGACCAUCAUGAAGCACGACGGCACCAAGACGGAGAAGCUGGAGAAGCUGAUGGUGCGCAUCGGGAUCUUCAGCGUGCUCUACACGGUGCCGGCCACCAUCGUCAUCGCCUGCUACUUCUACGAGCAGGCCUUCCGCGAGCGGUGGGAGAAGACGUGGGUCAGCCGGUCGUGCAAGACGUACGCCGUGCCGUGUCCCGUCCAGAGCCAGCGCGACAUGAGCCCGGACUUCACCGUCUUCAUGAUCAAAUACCUCAUGACUCUCAUAGUGGGCAUCACGUCUGGCUUCUGGAUCUGGUCCGGUAAGACGCUGAACUCAUGGAGGAGGUUUUACACGAGACUGGCCAACAGCAAGCAGGGGGAAACCACCGUGUGACCCGCUCUGCCUCACCCGCUCAUCCCCUCUCAGUAUUUGUCCUCUUUUGAAAUAUGUCUGGACCCACCAGAGACCUUCACUCUGUUUUAUUGUACAUAUACGUUUGUGAGAUUUAAAAAAUAUAUAUAUAUAAAUAUAUAUUUGUAUUUAAAGGCAAAAAAAAGCAGUCCUUAAAAAAAAAAAUCCAUCUUUUUCAUGUUUGGAAACGAAUCUAAAAAUCACAAAGAGCCAGCUGACCGUUCUGAGGAACCCUGAUGUCUCGUGACCUGACUUACUGUGGACCCCCGCUGGGAGCCCUUCACACGCGGGGCUUGUGUGGGACUGGUGAGCGCAGGGUCGACGCUAAACACACAAUCCCGUGAAAACCCAAGUGCUUCCUCGUGGCCGCCCCUCAGCCAGCCCAACCCUGAGCCUGAGGAGGCGAGCCGCGGCUCCUGGAGGCUUCACGCCGGCCGCGUAGGGCUGCAGGCGCGGCGUGAAUGUGAGUCACAGAGACGGACGCUUCUGGACCGUGUGUGUAACGGGCCUUCACAGACGUAACAUUCCUCUCGGAAAAGGAGAAAAAAAAAGGCACACAUUCUCAUGCAAAUGGAGCAGGGUUAGUGCUGCAGCGCUCCAGCUCUCAGCCAGCGUGGCGCUGUUUGGUUGGAUUUCUCCUGUUUUCAGUGUUCUUCUUCUUUUUUUUCUUUUUUUAUAUACUUGAUGUUCUUGUGCUUGAUUUCUUUAGUUGUCCUGUUGUUCGAUCACACGGAGAUUUUCCUAAUAAGUGCCAAAUGCCUUCCUCUGUGAAGAUCCAGCAGUAGCAGGAGAAACCGCAGCGACACUAAAAGAAGGGGACAUUUGACUAGAAAUAGUUCAGGAAAAAAAACAGAGCCCUCUAUGUAGGAGUUUUGAUGCAGAUUAGAAUGGUUCUAAGGUUUUUAAUGCUAAAUAAAACUAUACGGUUCUCUAUUGUGAGUAGCACAGCUACGUUAAAGGUAAGCUGAGACUGGUCAGUUCAGCAGGGUCCACCUUUUCCAACCACUUUGGUCGCUUUGUGCCCGACUGCUUCUGCUUUUCAAACGGUGCCAUUUCCUGUUGGACGUUCUGCAGCCGUCCGUUUUGAUAUAAAACAGGAGAUGUGGUGAAAUGUCCUGAUCAGAGGUCAGCAGAUGACCUAUUCAGCUUUCAGUGCCGAAUGGGCAUCAGAAUCAAACUAAAUUGGACUAAAGGAACGUUUUCAGAUAAUUAUAUAUGAGAUAAAAGCACAUAAAUCUCCAAUAAUUCUGUGACCUCUAGAAGGUUACUGGGGACAAAGCGGCCUGUCUGCAGGUAUGAAGUCGAAUCAGGAAGGAAAAUGAGGCAUUAAUUCACUAAAACCAUUUAAUUAAUAAUUUCAUAACUAUAAAAAAAGAAAACCACCCGAUCUUCCAAAAUUGUAGAUCGUUUAUUCUACAGGGAUGGAAACCGAAGCAUGACUCAGAAUCAGAACAACGUUAAACCGUUCAUAGGCUUCAGUGAAAUAAGAAAAUAAAGUCAAAAAGCAGCACAACCUCAACGUUGCUCUGAAGAGCUGCAAAAAUGGCCAAAUUAUUAUUAUUAUUCAGUUUUCACACAACCUCAGCAGGGCAUCUAAAAGAUUAAUACAGACUGGUUUCAGAAUAAUGUUGCAUUUUUAAAGCACAAGCGAAAACCAGCCACUUUUUUCAGGACUUUAUAGCUUUCGUAGUCUUUUUAGCCCUUUAUUUGAUGUGAAAAUAGGCAAAGAUAAUAACUGGUGGUUUAAUUGUUAUCUGAGGCAAAAAAAAAAAAAAAAAAGUUGGAUUUGCAGAAUGAUUAAUGCAGCUCGCUGUGCAGGUGUGAUCAGCAUGAAAAGCCGUAUUUUUUUUUUGUAAGGGAGAAGAUGUUUUGUAAAGUCAUUCAGGUUUGCGAAGAAAACAAAAGGCAGCAGACUCCCUGUUUUAUUCUGGCCACGCGUCAGACGGACCCAGACCCCAGGAUCCUCCACCGCCAUCCGCUCUGAGAGGACGUUCUGCCGGGUGAUGGGAUCCAGAUGUCCGAGGGGCGAUGGCUGUCCGCCGCUGACCCUCGGCUCUGUCUGCAGUGACUGGGGCGGGGGCCCGUCUCAUUAAUAUGUACUAUUGUUCUCCACUUGGAAGUUGAAUGUUUGUGUUGGGAGGGGAGGGCUGAUUGUGGCCAACAUGGCUGCGCUGUAGGACUGAGGAGCAGCCGCUGCAGAAAGGAGGCCUUGUGAUGGAGGAGCAGAGAGAGCGGGGCGGCUGCUCUCUGCGCUGCCCCGCUCUCUCUCUCUCUCUCUCUCUCUCUUUCUCUCUCUCUCUCUCUCUCUCUCUCUCUCUCUCUCUCUCUCUCUCUCACACAUUUCAGGACUGUGCCCCCCCCCCCCCUCCUCGUCGGAUCCUCUUCCACAUGGUGCUUCCCAUUCCUAACACUUCUUUUAUUGUGUGACGUGUCUACAGUUGUCACAGCUUUGAAGUCAUUUCUUUACCUUUGCUAUGAAGAGAACAUUUUAUAUUUAUAGAAAAGAUUCUUAUAUAAACACACGCGACAUUGAUUUGUUUAUGAGAAUAAAAACAAACUCACCAAUGCAACAGAUGA